AUGUCAACUCCAGCAAGAAGAAGAUUGAUGAGAGACUUUAAGAGACUCCAAAAUGAUCCACCAGCAGGUAUUAGUGGAGCUCCAAUGGAUAAUAAUAUAUUACAAUGGCAAGCAGUCAUAUUUGGACCAGAGGAUACUCCAUGGGAAGGUGGAACAUUUAAAUUAUCAUUACAAUUUUCAGAGGAAUAUCCAAAUGAUCCUCCACAAGUUAGAUUCCUUUCAAAGAUGUUUCAUCCAAACGUAUACACUGACGGUGCAAUCUGUCUCGAUAUUUUACAAAAUCAAUGGAGUCCAAUUUAUGAUAUUGCUGCUAUUUUAACUUCUAUUCAAUCUCUUUUAUGUGAUCCAAAUCCAAACUCUCCAGCCAAUAGUGAAUCUGCGCGUUUAUUCCGUGAAAACAAGAGAGAAUACAAUCGCAAGGUAAAGGAAAUUGUCGAACAAAUUGGAGUAUUUACAAGUAAUAUAGAAAUAUGUCGCUAUUGCAAUAGUGGUGAAUGUGGAGUUGGACAAUAUUCAUGCUUUUCAGUAGCAGAAAAUAAUUGUUUGAUGGAUCAAAAUUCUUGUGGUACCAAUAGCUUUAAAGACUAUUUCAUUGCCUCUUAUUUAAAUGGAUUGGUCAUUGUCGUAUCGUACACCGAUCAAGAUUGCCAAAAUGAAAUAGUCUCUCAAGUCGUUUUGUGUGGUCAUUGCAACAAGGGCACUUUCUUUAAUUGUAAUACUACCAUUGUCGAGUUGGUGGAUAGUGUCAGUACUGGAAAUCAAGUUGCUUCAAAAUUAUUGGAAAAAAAACAAAUCGUCAAUGAUAAUAAUAAUAUUAAUAAUAACAGUCCAACUAGUGAUGAUGAUGAUGAUGAUGGUAGUAUUUUCACUUUUAAACAUAAACCAAAUGUUAAACCCAAAUAUGAAAGGGAAUAA
Molecule: messenger RNA, 915 nt
Organism: Cavenderia fasciculata
Lineage: Eukaryota; Evosea; Eumycetozoa; Acytosteliales; Cavenderiaceae
Gene: rad6
Product: ubiquitin-conjugating enzyme E2
Exons: 5
Coding region: 1-915 (304 amino acids)
Biological process (GO): DNA repair; protein polyubiquitination; proteasome-mediated ubiquitin-dependent protein catabolic process
Cellular component (GO): HULC complex
Molecular function (GO): ubiquitin conjugating enzyme activity
Source: RefSeq, a predicted model, not a curated record